GUUUUAACGGGCAUAUCUUAUCAGUUACGAACGAGUUCAAGAUGCCACUCAACCUGCAGCUUCAUGGCGAAGGCACAAGCGCUCUGCGCAUGUUCCUGGCGACGCACUUGGACACCAAGCAGCUUAGCCGGUCGGAUGUGAAGAAGCUGCUGAAUGAGAAGGAGAAUACUUUAUCAACGAACGAAUUGCGGUUAGCGUCGAGUCUGUUGCGCGAGUUGAAAGCCUCAGACCCGGCGACACCAACUCUGGUAUCGCUAUUGCGCCAAGGACGAGGAAUUCAGGCGCGUGUUAUGGCUACAGACCAAGAGGAGACCGAAGAGGACAGAGAGAAGAGAGCCAAGUACUUGGCCAGACGCCGCCAGAAGCUCCUGCGUCUGGACGAGGAGAUGCGCUACGACAGCAUGGUACGCAACGUCAAGACACAGUCGGCGGCCAAGGAGUUGGCCCACCACCAGACGAGCGUGCGUCAGCACCUGUCGAUCGGUGCCAAUAUGGUCAUGGCCCGGGUCACGGCCUUCAUUGCCGUGUAUUUUUUGGCUCGGAACCUCACAGAGAACGAGACGACGAGACUUGUCGCUGGGCUUGGUGGUGCCAUCGUUAUGAUGGUCAUCGAGAUGGUGUUAUUUAUUGCGCGCGCAGCCAAGUUUGAGAGCAUCGAGCACGAACACAAGAAGCAUAAGAGCGUCUUCUAGUCUUCAGAUUAGAUAUUAUCUUGAGAAGGCUUAUGACAAAUGGUAGGUUUGAUAACCCUGUCAAGUCUGGAUUUUGAAAGCGUAGUGUGAUAGGAUUAUGAUAUUCUGUGAGUCCA
Phytophthora nicotianae INRA-310 is the source of this 808-nucleotide messenger RNA. RefSeq lists its product as hypothetical. Gene Ontology annotation, biological process: vacuolar proton-transporting V-type ATPase complex assembly. Bases 42 to 692 code for a protein of 216 amino acids. Gene Ontology annotation, cellular component: endomembrane system. The transcript has 2 exons. Lineage: Eukaryota; Oomycota; Peronosporomycetes; Peronosporales; Peronosporaceae. The record is from RefSeq and is a predicted model, not a curated record.